UUUUUUUUUUUUUUUUGGUAAGCUUUGCUAGCACUCCAAUGAACUGAAUAUUGCAUUUAAUUUUGUUGCUAGUGUCUUAUAUAUUCGGUGGCAAUGGCUUUCAAGGCAAAAAAUGAGUCAAUACACUGGCAGAACUUGGAGGGCUGUUUGCCUGCGUGGAGCCGAAGGUAUCAGCGCAACACGACGGGGCACUAUCGCGAGGAGCCGGUGAGCAAACUGAAUGAAUACGAUAUCGAGAUCGAGGACCGGCUGUGGUCUCUGUGGGGCAGUCUUCAUCCCGAGGCACCUGUGUUUCCGAGCAAGUCUCGUGGACGUCAAUACUUGGCCAUCUACGUCGUCGCCUGCUGCGCGGCCAGCGUGUUCAAUCUGAUGGACUGGAGCGGUCGACUGCUGGACACGAUAGUUGUGAAUGGAAACAAGUACUUCGAGGAGAGCUACGCUCAAAUAAAGGCGAAGGACCACGAGCUCUCACUGGAGAACCUCAACAUAGACUGCGCACUGGAAUCGGUGAAGUUUGUGGUUCACAUCGAGCACGUCUGCUAUGGCAAGCUCUAUUGCGUGCCCACUUUCAAUCGCAUGAAUCUCUCCGAGGCACUCAGCUACUUCUUCGCGCACUAUCGAUUCGGCAUUGUGAAGGUGCGCAAGCGUGCCCUGGCCAUUGGCCUCUGUCCGGACCCGGGCGAGGGUUACUUCAUGUACGACUGCCAGGCGAAGGAUCUACCGCUGUUUCCCAAGCAGCAGGGCGCCUCGUACCUGCUGCGCACUCGGCAUCUGCAGGUGCUGCUCUACUGCAUCGUAGUCACACUGGAUGUGCCCAUCACCAACGUCAGGUUUAGCAUCCACAAGGUGGAGAUGAUGCGUGAGGGCGAGGAGGAGGUGCCAGAGCCGUUGCAGAAGACCAAUAAAAAAGUGAAGUAAUACCGAUAGGUGAAAUUGGUAGUUGGUAUAACAGGCUUGUCACUAACAGGCUGAAAAAGGCGUGGCGUAUAUAUGAACGGGGUGGCGAACAGAAUCUCUUCGCCUGUAUGAACGCAUCGAACUUGGAACCUAUAAGAGCUAGAGACUUACAAUUUUUUGCAGAUCCUUAUAAAGGACAUACACAUCAAGUUUGCUUUAUCAACAUUUAAUGAAUACAUAACCAUGCGUCCUAUACUGUCAUUAUUUCUCUAUGUAUUGAAGAUUAUAAUUAAUAUAAAAUGAAGACUAACUUUAGUACUAA
This is a messenger RNA of Drosophila mojavensis, 1219 nucleotides long. RefSeq lists its product as uncharacterized. Bases 94 to 918 code for a protein of 274 amino acids. Lineage: Eukaryota; Metazoa; Arthropoda; Insecta; Diptera; Drosophilidae. The record is from RefSeq and is a predicted model, not a curated record. The transcript is spliced from 2 exons.